AGUGCUCUUUACAGGGUGUCUUCGCUGGCUGCAUCGAUACACUUUGCACCGGUUGCAGCCGAGCAUCCAACGUGAAGGAAUGUGAAGCGCUUCAAGUGCCUCGUGGGUUAUUCGGCUGCCGUGCCGUGAAAAACAACAACCAAAAAUCCUCUUUUACCUUGAUUUUGCUGCUUCCCUAUUGCUCUUCUUUUAUCUUGCUGUUUCUGCUGGUAUUGUCAUCGCAGUAGUUCGUUUACUCCCUCGGGACCUUUUUGUUUUUUCGUGUCAUGUCAGCGCUUACGCAGUUGGAGGAUCAACUCAAUGACCUCAACGCGUUAAACCGCGCCAGCGCACGCGCCAUCGACACCUUCGCCGACACCUCCAACGCCAUCUCCGUCCGCGCGAAUGCAAUUAUUCGCGACGUCAAGCCGUGGGACGUGGCGCAAGAGAACAUCGCCCUGACCUUUGAGGAGAUGUCGAAGGCUGCCCGCUGCUACCAUCCACCGCCGAUCCUGCCGGCCGUGCUGAGCGGCAAGGAGACGAGCCCCGAGGCCGUCACGCGGUGCAUCGACUACCUCGUCUACACGGACGACUACCUCGCCAGUCACCCACCCAACCCGUACGGCACCAACAUCGAGGCCAAGACAGAGAUGCAUCUUCAGCAAAUUGUGCGGAUCACCGAGGACCUCGUCAAGACGGCAUUCAUCAACGCGCUGCAGCGCAGCAAGGUCACACCGGGGCUGCCCCUCACCAGCAGAGACGCCCUGUCGAGUGGGGCGGGCCCCGGCACAAACCGCAUCAUCCGCAACGAGGCGGCGCUGAAGGGGGUGGAUCAAAUGGUGCAGCGCCUCGGCGAGAACUUCAACCGCACCGACAUCUUGGAAAACGACGUCCGCCAGCUGUUCCAAGAUAAACUCGUUGCCGCCGUGCAGGCGCAGUUUGAUGGCACCUAUCGCGAUGAGGAAAUGGGCAAAGGACAGGUGACGGCGCGCUCUUCGCUACUCCCCGUGAUGAAGCACUACCAGCGUGGCGACCACCGACUCUUGAGCAUCAGCCAGUCUGCCCGUGCGCUGGUGGUGGACGCGUGCGCGUGCCUGCAGCGUUACGUCUUAACGCCACUGGAGGAUAAUUAUGCCGUGGCGGAUAUACCCACCGCCCUCGCGACGACCGUCUUCGAUGUGGUGUACAAUCGCGCUAUGAAGCUGAUUCAGCUCGAUGUCUCCACCUUUGCCAAUCCUACGAAGCUCUUCGUGGACUCGCGUGGGCAGGGCGUUGGUCUCUUCUCCAUUGUCCGCUACUUCCGCGACUACAUCUUUGUCGGCCUCGACCUGCUCGAGGAGUUCUGGCAGUGGAAGACGCUCUCCAAGCAGGUCCCGGGUGAGAACAGUGACUUCAUCGACCACGUCGACGACCGCGUGGACAACUUCAUUUAUCAGGUGCGCGAGCUGCUGGACGCCUACGUCAACUCGAAAGGUGCGCUGGAAAAGGCCGGACUGAAGCAGUUUGCGCAGUCACUGCACCGCACGGAGUGGUUUCCCUCGGUCGACUGCACCGUGCACGAGUCCACCACGAACGUCUUGUACUUCCACAAGAUGUUGCUGACGUCCUACUACGGGGCCGUCCGCAUCGUCCUCUACGGUAGCGUCAUUGGCGGCAACGCGGACUACGAGUCCAGCCAGGAGGUGGAGGAUUACCUGACGAGGGGCGUCAUGGGCACCGUGGACGACCUGCAGGUCGUGGCCGAGGCGGCGUGUGAACUGCAGAGCGAGGUGAUGGGCAAACGCACGCACCACACCAAGCCAGGUUCACUGCAGCUUCUCACCAGCGAUGUGCGACUCUCCGUCGAGAUCUUUCUCAUCAACAACCUCUGCUUCCUGGCGGACAACUAUCGGCGCGAGCCGUGCUUCGCUUCUCAGCUGGCGGCGCAGCCUGACCCGUCGACAGUGGCAGGUGGCAAAAACGGCGGUGGUGGGCGUAAAGGCGUGGCGCCGCCUCCACCAGACCCGCCGCUGACGCGGAUGUUUGACAUGCUCGAGUCGGAGCGGAUGCGCUACGUGGACGCCUUUGGGGCCAGCUGGGAGGCGUGCUUUCCCUCCCUGACGGACAGCGCCGACCUUCAAUCGAUCGACCCGCACUCCGACGCCGCGCUGCGGAAGGCGCAGCGGGAGGCGGUUAAAAGUUGGCACCGCCGUGUGUGCGCCAAUCUGACGCAGAAGAUACACGACUGCAAGGCGGAGGCCGUCAUGGACAGCGCCUCACGAGCGCAGCUGAUUGACGUCUCGGUCACCGCCAUGCAUGACGAGUUUGCGCUGAUGGAGAGCUUGGUGCAUGGACGUGUGUGGUCUUCGCAGCCAUUGAAAUACAUGCCCCUGUCUCCCCAGGAGUGGGAGGUGCAGAUCCGCCAAGCGUUUUAA
This is a messenger RNA of Leptomonas pyrrhocoris, 2393 nucleotides long. RefSeq lists its product as hypothetical. NCBI's taxonomy places the organism in Eukaryota, Euglenozoa, Kinetoplastea, Trypanosomatida, Trypanosomatidae. Bases 267 to 2393 code for a protein of 708 amino acids. The transcript has a single exon. The record is from RefSeq and is a predicted model, not a curated record.